UCCAAAAUGCACUGAUUUUAGCUUCACUGUACACGUAAAUAGUGGGGGGGGGGGGUGUAUUAGGUGUUGACCGCUAAUAUUGACCUGCCCAAUUGAUGAUGCUGGAAUUGAGUAACUGUUGUCACUUGACAGGUUCACACAACUCUAAGGUGCAGCUGUGGAAGUGUGGCCAGGGGUUCCGUCACCUGGAGCCUCUCUUCACCAUCCCUGUGCCUGGUUUUGUCAACAGUCUGAAGUUCUCCAGCUCUGGGAAGUUCCUAGUGGCAGGAGUAGGACAGGAGCACAGGCUUGGUCGGUGGUGGAGACUGAAGGAAGCAAAGAACGGACUCUACAUUAUUCCUCUGAAAAGACAACAGCCAGAGCAGGAAGGGGUCCAGAAUGGAGAAGAGAAUGGGGUUUAGUUGAUCUAUGUAUGCCUUAGAUUUUGUAAAUUAAAUUCUUUACACAAAUGCUAUUUGUGUUACAUCUAUCAAUUAACUGCAGUAAACAGUUUCUGUUGGGGGGGGGGGGGGGGACUUUUACAAAUUUCACUUGAGGACUAGAACCGUUUUUGUGCUCUUCCCGCAUCUAAUUUCUGUGUGCAGAUGGGCUCCGAUUCCGAGUUAAGCGUUCUUAAAUGCUAUUUGUUUUGGGUGGAGAGUGAAUAAAUAAAGGUGUUUCUACAGAUGUGCUAUA
Molecule: messenger RNA, 675 nt
Organism: Oncorhynchus kisutch (coho salmon)
Lineage: Eukaryota; Metazoa; Chordata; Actinopteri; Salmoniformes; Salmonidae
Product: U3 small nucleolar RNA-interacting protein 2-like
Exons: 3
Coding region: 96-401 (101 amino acids)
Cellular component (GO): small-subunit processome
Molecular function (GO): protein binding; U3 snoRNA binding
Source: RefSeq, a predicted model, not a curated record